Trichomonas vaginalis G3 is the source of this 863-nucleotide messenger RNA. Its product is annotated as MULE transposase domain-containing protein. The transcript has a single exon. The record is from RefSeq and is a predicted model, not a curated record. The annotation marks the transcript as partial. Lineage: Eukaryota; Parabasalia; Trichomonadida; Trichomonadidae.
AUGGAGCUCCUCCAGUUUGGUAUCCAAGAAGAGAUAAAAGCUAGCAUGGGCUACUCUCAAAAAUGCAGGAAAGAAUACUCCACGAUCGAAUACAAAUGUAAGUAUCCACAAUGUCAAGCUAAAUUCAAAGUCCGGAUAAUAGAUCAAGAUAAAUAUGAACUACUAAUCCACUCUGACUCUCAUGAUCAUUCUGCACCUCCGAAAUCAACAAAAACAAUAUCCUCAUUAUUUGUCAGAAAUUAUCUUAAACAUUACUUUGAAAACAAUAUGAAUCAUGCUACAGCUCAACUUAAGUGUUUCCAAGACUUAAAUAUUUCAUAUACAGACGAAGAGUUACUUUCAAUAUUUGCACAAGGUCCAGAUGCAUUACGUAAAUUUGCUCAAAGAGCUGAAAUUGUUUCCAAACGCUUUAGUUCGGAUGAAAAAGUUUCUUUAGCUAUCUUUGUCGAAUCUGUUCAAGAAAGUUGUCCAGAAGAUUUAAUUGAAUUUAUCUCUGAGCCGGGAAAACUAGUUUUUUUAUAUGCACCUUUCGAAGCGAAGGCCCUUGGUCACCAAAUUUCUACGUUUCACAUCGAUUCAACGUAUAAACUUCUAAGGGCUAACAUUCCAUUAUAUGCACUCACAGGAAAAACAGAACAUACUAUUGUUUUUCCUUUUUUGUAUUUCUUUAUUUCUCCUGACACAAGCGAAAAUAUUCAAUAUUGUUUUUGUCGUUAUUUUCAAUAUAUUAAUAGAGAACCCGAGAUGAUAAGUAUGGACUGCGCCCCACAAAUAGCCGAGGCAAUUGAGCGAGGUAUUCCAAACUGUCAUAUUCUUUGGUGUGGCGUGCAUGUCCUUCGCGCCAUAUUAAGAAAAGCGGAUAA